Molecule: messenger RNA, 1919 nt
Organism: Guillardia theta CCMP2712
Lineage: Eukaryota; Cryptophyceae; Pyrenomonadales; Geminigeraceae
Exons: 8
Coding region: 6-1814 (602 amino acids)
Biological process (GO): regulation of DNA-templated transcription
Molecular function (GO): DNA-binding transcription factor activity
Source: RefSeq, a predicted model, not a curated record
AGGUCAUGACCGACUGGAGCGUGGACUUGACCACGAGCUUCGAGGCGGGAGAUGCAGAGAAGGGCGCAAGGCCCUCGCCAGAGCCCGACAGCUCUGGGACGUCGGAGCUCGGGGACUUCGAGCUGAACUAUCUGCACCAGAUCUACCAGUCGCCCGAAGACUUCACUCCCUGCGAUGAAGACUUCCUCCUCUACGACGAGACGAAACCUGCUCCCCAGUGCAUCAGCGAGGAGGCAGAGUCUCCGCAAGAGGCUGCCUGGCUCCAGACUACCAUCUCUCUUUCUGACUCCAUGGAAGGGAACGAGUCACCAGCGGCGGAGGAGAGCAAGGGAGCUGAGAAACCAGCAGCACCAGCGCCUGCACCCAGCAGCGCGAGCACCAGCCUGGCUGCACAUGAACGACCAGCGCCGACGUCCCUUCCGAUGCAGCCUCAGCCCUACGUGUACAACCUCAAUGGCAGCAAGAAGCGCAAAGAGCCCGAGAGGUUGCCUGCCCUCCUGAAGAGGCCUGAGCCCACCACAGCAGAGGUCAAUCAGGCCAACGAGAUCCUGGCGACGCUGGGAGGAAGAGAUCCGAGCAGCUUGACCCCCGAUGAGCAGAAGCUGCUCAAGAAGCAGAAGAGGCUGAUCAAGAACAGGGAGUCCGCACAGCUCUCUAGGCAGAGGAAGAAGAACCACCUCGAGGCCCUGGAGAUGCAGGUGCAGCAGCUGGAGAAGGAGCGGGCGGCCCUGACGCUCAGGAUGGAGCAUCUGAUUGAAGAGAACGCUUUCCUCAAGAAGCAGCUGAUGGGUCAGGGUCGACUUCCUCCCACUCCAGCACAAACCUCAACUCUGCCGGCGACUCCCCUGACAGUCAAGCCCAUACAAGCCGCAAGCUCCAAGACUUCCAAGGGGUCGAUUGCCCUGGCAGUUGUUCUCAUUGCUGGCAUGUGCUUCUCCUCUGUCGACAUCGUGCAGGAGCGCCUCCCUCAGCUCUACGUGCCUCGCUCGUCAGCUGUCGAGUUCUCAGGCAUCCCCUACCCCGACAGCGAUCAUGGACGGAAAGGAGGACGUGUACUCCUGUCUGUGGCUCCAGAUGAGGACACGAGGAACGCGUACACCCUGGACAAGAAGCAGCUCCUGAUCGUCACACUGCUCGACCAUCUCGUCGGGCAGAUCCACGCCCCCGCAUCCUUGUUCUCACGCCUGUGUUACAAGCUUGCUGACAUGGAGGUGUUGUCAAACUGCGACUUCCUGUCAGACAUCGAGAGCGUGAGGCGUCGAUACCUCGCUGAGUUCAAGGAGUUGAACGAAGAGUUCGUCAAAGACAAGGAUGAGGUUCAUGUUGAUGCCGAGUUCACCUUCGCUACCUCCAACGCACUGACUAAGAGCAUCGAUGCUGUCCCCACGCGCUACCGCACCAUGCCACUCCCGGGCUCUCCCUCCUCCAACGCGCUCAGAGAGCUGCUCAAGAGCAAGGCAGCAGGCAGCUUCCGCAGCGACUUCAACGUGCUCUGCCCCGAGGCUCAGCUGCUCAUCGCGGACAAGCCUGCAAAUGACAUGAGCGUAAGUGCCCGACUCAUCCGCAAGCAGAGCAAGCCGCUGUCUCCUGUAAGGAAUGGUACAGCUGACGAGCUUCGGACGGAGCACAUCGCCUCCAAGGAGGACGGCAAGCUUUCUUCAGCUCUCUCAAUGAUUCUUCCUAGAAACAUCCUCGACUCUCAGAGCUUUGCCGAGUACUUGCCAAAGCAGCUUUCGCCGCUGGUCGAGGUCCAGUGCUCUUCUUUCAACCUCCAUCCUCUCUUCCCCAACUCCAUCUCCCUUUCGGGAGCCUGAGACUGUGAUAGUGAUAGUGAUAGUGAUCAGAUAGUGAUAGUCUUGCGAGGAAGACGUCGAUGUAGAAGUACUAGAAACCCUGUAGAUAAACUUGUUCGAAUUCAG